Molecule: messenger RNA, 1710 nt
Organism: Exophiala spinifera
Lineage: Eukaryota; Fungi; Ascomycota; Eurotiomycetes; Chaetothyriales; Herpotrichiellaceae
Exons: 3
Coding region: 1-1710 (569 amino acids)
Source: RefSeq, a predicted model, not a curated record
AUGAACGACCAGUAUUCUCGCUUCUCUUCCUGGUACUGCAGAGAUACGUCGCAACUAACACCCGUUGACCCCUCCACCACGCGGGCAUUCACCGAAGCUGUCCAGCUCUUCAAUCAGUUGACGAAAGAUCCCAAAAAGGCGAAAGCACUCGACGAAAUCCAUGCGUCGAGCAUUGCCGAUGUUGUCUGCGCAGUUGAAAAAGCACGAGAACGCUAUGAGAGGAGGCGCUCAGACUCCAAAGCGAGGAGUUUCCUCGUUGAGGUGUCUAGACGGCUUGUCUAUUAUGGGAACGUGAUGGAUGUCAUGGUUCAGCAUCAUCCGGAGUAUGUCUCGCUCGCUUGGGGCACUAUGAAGCUACUUUGUGGAGCUGUUGUCGAGAAUGAAAAGCUGGGCAUGACUAUUGUCACUGGGCUCUGUGAAAUCGGCGAUGCCCUUCCUCGAACCGAGCUCUUCCUAGAAUUAUACCCAACCGAUGCCAUGAAGAAUGCAGUAACGUCGAUAUACACUUGGAUUUUGCGAUUCCUGACACGAGCUCUCAAAUGGUACGAAGAGGGCAAAAUCCGUCACGCUUUGAAUGCGGUCAUCAAGCCAGCUGCUUUACAGUAUGACGAUAUCAUGAGCGGGAUCCGCUGUGCAUGUCAGCUAAUGUCGCACCGUGCCUCCGCUAACAGUUUAGCCGAACAGAGAGAUAUGCACGAGAAAUUACGUGCUGUACAGGAUUCCACCACCACGACUCUCCCAGUCAUCCAAGCAGAGCAGAGGGAAACGCAUUUAAGGCUGUCCGCAUUCCAGAACCACAUGUCAUCUGCCUUGUCAAACGUCGAGCAACAGCAACGUCAAGCGAGUAAGGACGUCGCCUCCUUAACGGCCAUCGUUACACAAGUUCGGGAAAUGAUCAUUUCAGACCAAGCUGUCAACGCCGAUAUGCGGAUACAGGUCAGGAACACAAUGUCUGAAAUGCAACUGGUACAGGCUUUAGGGAUCGUCUCCGCCUCUAUCAACUUCGAUCACGUGGCGAACUUGCAGCAAUCGAUCCAGCUACGGGACAGACGGCGGUUCAAGCGGGAUCAGUAUUCUAUGGCGUUCCAGAAAUCUCCUGCCUUCAACGAAUGGAACAGCUCGGCAGAUUCGGGAAGUAUCAAGCUCACAAGCACCUUCAAAAACCGCAACAUCCUCAACGGCUCACUGACCCUCGCUAUCGAGUGCCUCCGACAGCGGCCCGUGGCCGUCCUAUUGGCUUUGCAAUGCAGGACACGGGCAUACGACCCGACGGAGAUCUUGAAGAGCCUGAUAUGCCAAGCUCUAACAUUGGACCAGGCCUCGCACAUCGAUGUGCAGUUCUCGUUCCAACUUCGCCGAUACCUCGAUGCGUACACCGAAGAGGACUAUUUCAACAUUCUAGGCGAGAUCCUGUCGCAUUUCAGACUAGUUUACAUUAUCAUUCAGCUUGAAACGGUACGGUCCGAAGCCGCCUCACGAUUCCAGCUACACCUGGACGAUUUGCUAGACAGGUUCAAAAGCCGUCCACCAGGAACCGUAUUGAAAACACUUUUGGCAGGCUCUGGCCCUUUGCUAUCGCCUCCCCCAGUAAGUGGCCAGCAUGUUCUGAGGAUUGGAGGUAAGAGGCAAUCCAAGGACUACAGAAAGAACGGCGUGUCGCUCACGCCAUUGAAACGUCGAAAGUCGCGCAAUCCAUCGCUCGAGGAUUGA